Oryzias latipes (Japanese medaka) is the source of this 7241-nucleotide messenger RNA. Lineage: Eukaryota; Metazoa; Chordata; Actinopteri; Beloniformes; Adrianichthyidae. The record is from RefSeq and is a predicted model, not a curated record.
CGUCUCCCCCACGUCUCCCCCGCAUCUCCUCCACGUCUCCUCCACGUCUCCUCCUCGCUGUCCUUCACUAGAACUUCCCGUCUGUGUGUUCAGGUCUUCCUCCGUUGGUCGCCUGCGAAACGAUCUCAGGAGGGUUUGCUUGUGCUCAGGUGUGAACGCUCACCUGGAGGCUGAGCUGCAGAGCAGGGCGGAGAAACCAAGAGAGGAAGUGAUGUAAGAGAGAAAACCAAACUGAAGGCUUCUGCAUUGUUCCUGACGCACAGAGAUUUCUUCACCUUCUUUGAAAUGGUGACAUUUUCUGAGCCGGUUGUGAAAUAGUCUUAUAGAAAGGUUCCUCGGCCUCUUUCUGCUCCUCUUUUUUUCAUUCCGAUAGGCUCCGCCCCCAAAACUGUUGUUCUAUUGUUGAUCAUGUCGCAGAAACAUCACCAAUUCUUCUUCUCCGUUUAGAUGUUUUCCUUCCAGCAUUGGUAAGAACUUGGUGUUUACUUCUAUAAACAGGACCAGAGGAUUUAGCCGGCGUCCCAGAAUCCUUUGGAAUGAGAAUUAGGAGGCUGUGAACAGAUUAAUUUAUUUGCUUUGACGGACUAUGUUAAGUGAAUCCCCAGAGUCUGAUGUUUAUCUGAGCAGAACAUGUGAUCUCCACCUGAAGGUCACAGUCAUCUGUUUUCCUCUGCAGCUCCAGAACCUCCAAACGUGGAUCAGGGAGGAGGACAGAUGAUCCCACUGAAUGUUGGACUUGGAUCAGAACCAGGUUUGGGAUUAUGACCAUCACGGUUCUGGAGGCCCGGAACAUCCCAAGAUGAAGAAGAACAUCUGUGGUGGUGUUCUGCUCAGAUUCAGAGUCUUCAUCACCCCCCCCCCCCCCCACAACAAAAACAAAAAAACGACAGGAACCGGUUCUUCUCUGGUUCUGAUGUUCACAUCUGAGAAAAGCAGAAGACGUCAGAGAAGAUGAAGGUCACGUUCUAGAAUGGUCCAAACCAAGAUGAACUGAGGAAGAGGAGCAGAGGAAGUUGAACUAGGAGCUUUUAUUUUGACGGUUCUGAUCCUGUUGUGGAGCAGCAGGUCUCUGCUCCUGCGGGUUGUUGUUUGCGGGACGUCCCGCCCUCAGCACCCUCCACCCCCCGCUGUGAUGCAGCCAGGAGGCGGGCCGGUUCGGGCCGGCCCCGACUCGGCUCAUGUGUCUUCAUGUGAUCCAGGGGGGGGGGUUAUUCGGGAAAACCGUUCUCCCGCGGCGGGCUGCGGCAUUCGGCCGCUGACCAGGUCUGCGGCUCGCGCGUGCGUGCGUCGGUGCGUGCUCCGGUGGAGUCUUCCUCGCAUCAGUUCGGUUCGGCGCUGCGGUUCCGGUCAUGGGGGACGCUCAGUCUGCGCAGCGGGAGGACCGGGGGGAGGCGGCGGCGGCCGAGCAGGAGGCUCCGAGCGACACCAAGGAGACGCCUCUCAGGAACAACGGGCAGAUCUCGGAGCUCCACGCCAAAGCAGACGAGUCCAAAGAGGAGCUCAACGGCCUCCGUGAGGAGGUGCUUCCUCAAGGUGGGAACACACACACCUUCUCCAGGAGUCCAGUCUCUCCUCUUAUCCUCUCUUCUGUUUCAGUGGUCCUCCCUCCCAAAGAUGCUUCUGAAGAGGAGGAGGAACAGGAGGUGCCCAUGAGAAAUGAUGAAGAAGAUGAAGCUCAUGAAGAGGACACGAAGGAAAUGGAGGCCAAGCAGAACGACCUCAAUGAAGGUUUCAAGAAGUUUUUCAGCAGCAUCAGUUUGAAACUGACGGUGAAGAGAGGAUCUGUAGACAGAGGGGAAACAGAGAGACCCCCGACUGAGGAGGAACCCGGAAAACCUGAAGGAGGUAGAGAACCUCCUGUGAGCGAUGGAGAACAGGUCAGACAGGAAGCCCCAAACGAGUCCUCCUCCUAUCAGACGCCGGUCGACCAAACGUCCGCGGAUUUUCCUGGAAAACCCGACGAGAACACGACUGAAACCAAAGAGGAGGUUCCUGCUUCAGCCGACGAAGAACCACCUCCUCUUCCAUCCAGUCCUGACGACAAAGACACCCCCUUCAAGAAGUUCUUCUCCACCGGCCUCUUUUCAGGGCUCAAAAAGAAAAAGAAGUCCACCGAUGACGAGGUGACGGAGAAAGAGCUGAUGGAUCUGAGGAGGAAGAAAGCGGCAGAGCAGGAGGUCAUUCCAGGAGUAGAAGUGACUGCAGCUGAGGAGGAACCCGAGGAGAACCAGGCUGCAGAUGAGGCUCAAACCGCCGCUUCUCAAGAAAAGGUUCAGUCCAGUCCUCUGAAGCGCCUCUUGUCUGGGUCCAGUUUCAAGAGGAGCUCCAAAAAGCAGCGAGGCAGGAGGUCCAGCGAUUCCAGGCUGUCCAUCUCCGGGGAGCACGGCGCAGACAUUCAGUCGUCAACGGAGUCAGCGGAAAUCCAGAAGGAGGAGGCUCCCGCUCAGCCGUGCUCUGACCCGCCCCCCGCAGAGGAAGGAGCCUGGUCUUCCUUCAAAAAGCUGGUGACUCCUCAGAAGCUCCGGAAGAAGUCCGAGGAUACGUCUGCUUCAGUGGAAGCAGCAAAGGCAGCAGAAGGAGAGCCGGCAUCUGAAGAAGGACCAAGACGGAAAGACUCCUCCGUGUCCUGGGAGGCCGUCCUAUGUGGAUCUGGCAGGAGAAGAAGCCGCAAAACCUCAGACGAGGAGGAGGAAACUCCUCAGGCUGACGUUGAAAAGCAAGAAACAGAGGAGGCUCCAGGAGGUCCUAACGAGGCCUCAGCAGAAGAUGAAGGCUCGACCUGGAGAUCCUUUAAAAAGCUGGUCACCCCCAAACGAAAGGCAAAGGAUGAUGAAGAAGAAGGCAAGAAUGCCGCGCAGUCUGAAGAAGCUCUGCAGGAGGAGUCCCCCUUCUCCGUAAAGAAGCUCCUGUCUGGACAGAAGAACAGGAGGUCCGUGGAGAAGCAGGCGGCUCCUGCUGAGGCAGACCUGGAGGAACCUGCCGGGGAAGAUGAGACUCCAGCUGUGGUUCCGCUGUCCGAGUUUGAUCAGGAAGGAACGGAGGAUCAAGUCCCAGAAGAAGCAGACGCUGAACCCCAGCAGGACCUCCCACUCGAGACAGAGAAGCUCCUCCCCCCUGAAGGGCAGCAAGCCAAGGAGAUCCUGGACGAAGCCUCGGGCAAUGAGGGCUCAGAAGCUCCUCGUACAGUGGAAGAACUGGAGGACCUCAGCGAUGAAAACAGUGAUCUUCAAGCACUCAGUGAUAUUCCUGAGGAGGGCGUCGCCACAGAGGGGGCGGAGCUGGACGACACGUUAGCAGAGAAGCUCGUGGAGCUCACCUCAGAGGCCAUAACUGCUCCAGAACCUACAGACUUCACUCUGACAGAAGAAACCGAGAUGGUGUCUGCAGUGUCUCAGUUCUCAGAGUCUUCAGAAACAUCCGAGAACGCCACACCGGUGCCAGCAGAGGGCGCUCUCCUCGACAUGGAGAUGUCACUGCAGGAGGUCUCACAGACCACCUCCACGAGCCCAGAGGCCGUCCAGGGUCCUCCAGAGGAGCAGAGUUCUGAGCGCUCAGCGUCAAUCCAGAUCCUCGGUGAGACGGCAGAUCCACACGGACAAGUCCUCAAUGACCUGGAGACCCAAAACCUGAUCCUCGGUUCAGGUGACGCCCCUGAAACCUCCCCCACCGAGGAACCCAGUUCUCCUGAACCAGAUGCAGAUGAAGUUCAAAAGGUCCAGCUUUCAGAAAGUAUUGAGGCUCCUGAAGGGGACUAUCAUCUAGAAGAAUGUGCCGCCAAAGCCCCCGAGGAGGAGUCAGAGACGUUCCCUGAGGAGGAGGAACGACCUGGAGAUGCUGUCAUGGACCAAAGUGAAGAAGAACACCCAGAUGAAGCAGCUUCACCAGAACAAAUCCAGAUUCUUCCCGACAGCAAAGUCCAAACCACAGAAGACCUCUCUGAGGAGACUCCCUCUGGACAAGCGGACGACCCGGAAGCAGCUUCCCGGGACGAUCCGUCAGUAAUGGUUCCGCCUGAAGCAGACGCAGAAGAACCCAGAGAGGAACCUGAAACCACAGAGGAGACAGAUCAGGCAGACGUUACAGCACAGCCACACCUGGAGGAAGACACAACGCCCCCCCCAGAGGACACUCUGAUGGAGUCAGAAGAACCAAAGACGGCAGCUCAGCGUCUCACUGAAGAAACCCCCGAGCCGGAAGACGAGGGCGCAGAUGCUGCUCAAACAGACGUCUCUGAAGCUGCAGAGAUUCAGGAGGUCAAAGGUGACGACGCCUCAGGGUCAGAGAAUGAUGUGGAAACUCCUUCAUCAGAAGAUGCUCCUUCACCUGAGGGGGUUCCAGGUGAACCAGAGCAGUCAGAGCAGCAUCUGACUGUAGGACCCAAUGAGGAAGACAACAGGGAUCCAGAUGUUCUCCACGGUGAGAUCUCCACAGCCUCAGAGGUCCAAGAAGCUGCCAAAGUCUGCUUGGUAGAGUCUUCAGAGGACGUUCCACCUGAAAAAGACUCAGAGGAACCAAAACUGUCUGAAGGUGCAGAAGAAGAAACACCAGAGAUGGAUCAAGGAGCUCCGCCCUCACAUGAUCUCCAGUCAGCUGAGGGAGAUUCAGAUGAACCAGAACAAACAGCUGAGCAAGAAAACAAAGAACCAGAACCAGAUGUUCCUGAAAAGGACUUCUCUGAAGCUCAGCAAACAUCUGGACUACAAUCAGAGGAGAGCAGAGUCCAGUCACUUAUGGAAGAUCUAGUAGAAGAAGAUCUCUGUCCUUCAGAAACAGCAGAGGAACCCAGGCUGGAACCAGGAGUGCUGCCUUCAGUCCAUGUGGAACCCGAAAAUACUGCAGAGGCCAUCCUGCUAGAUCCAGGAGAAGAAGAGGAGCCGGUCUGUGAGGAUCUAGAGUCUGAGCCCCAAAUCCACCAAGAUCUCCCUGACCGUAGAGCUGCAGCUGCUGAAGAAGGUGUCCUUCCACCCGACGCCCAGCCUGAAAAUGUUCCGCCGCCAGAAGGAACCGGCAGUCCUGCUGAGAAGGAGACGGCAGAGCAAACUCUGAAGAUCCCCCACCCACACCGAGCUCAGGCUGAGCUGCAGGACAGCCCCGCUGAAGCUGUGCAGGAGCUUCCAGCAUCUUCAGCUCUCCACGUUUCCUCCAUCAACCAGGAGCCCAGCAUCGCCUGGCUCCUGGAAAAGACCACGUGCCCCCAAACAUCUGCAGGGGAGAGCGCUCAGGUUUCUGCGGAAGCAUUCUGGGAGACGAAGAUCUGCGCCGUGGAGGAGAGGCUGGAGGGCGGAGCGGCGGCCGAGCUUCCCGCCAGCGAGGCCAGAGCAGCUGUGACGGUGGACGCUGCCGCGAUGGAGGUGGCCUCCUGCAGCCUCAGAGAGACUCUGCUGAAGAAGCCCCACCUCCUGCUUCACGAGCCCCUGAUAGGCGUGCUCGCAGGAGAAGAAGAGUUCAGCAGCACCGUGGAGACCACCGCACCUUUGGAAGCAGACCGGAGCAGCGAGAGCGCCCAGGCCGCCAGCACGGUCCAGAUGAUGCACAUGCCCACGGUGGAGUACGAGGAGAACCACCGGAUCCAGGUGCAGGUGAAGGACGUGGACGUCCGCUGGGCUCAGCGCAGCGUGGAGAGCCUGGUGGAGCUGGGGGUCACCGAGUCCAGAGAGGUCAUAGAUGUUUGUCACGAAUGCAUCCAGAGAGUGGAGAAGCUCUCCGCCGCGUCCCACACGGAAGAGGAGGUGAUCAACGAGGUGGCCGAGGUCACGUUCCACGAGGUCGUCCAGGAAAUCCAGGGCCACUUCAAGCAGGACGAAGCCGGAACGCGUCUGAGUUUUGAGGAGGUCGUCUAUGAUCUGGAGACCACGGCACCGUUGGAAGGAGACCGGAUCAGCGCCAGCGCCGAAGAAUCCAGCACGGUCCUGAUGAUGCACGCGCCCACGGUGGAGCCGGAAGACUCCAUGGAGCACGACCACAGACAUCUGGAGGAACAUCUGGAGAAGCAGGUCCCUCCUGGAGAUGCAACAGCAGAGGAACCCGCCAGAGCGGAACUCAGCGCCGUCCAAACCCGCCAGAACCAGAUCGCAGCCCAGCCCAGCUCCAGAUCCAACCUAGGACUGAUCUCCUCCAUCGGAAACGUGGAGCCCCCCUCCAGCCUGUCUCUAGAGUUCAAACUGAACAUCCAGUUUGGGCAGGUCACGCCGCCUGCGCCCCCUGCAGGAAGGGUGGGGGCUGUGCAGCAGGCGGACUCAUCCGAGUCUGAAGCCCAGAACCAGAACUCCUCAGAAGCUGCAGAGUCCAGCACGCGCUCGCCUAAAAGAGCCGCGCUGCAGGACGUCGGCAUCCAAGCCAUGGAACCUGUGGAGGAAGUCCAGACCACGGAGAGACGGGCGCCAUCGGUCCAGGCCGCAGACGCCGUGUCGCCGCUGGGUCCCAAAGACAAGAGAAGCAUCUUCCUGGGAAAGCCAGAACCCUCCCAACCCAAACCGGAGGAAGCUCCAAAGCAGUCGGACGAGGACAACGAUCAGGAGGUGUGGCUGGAUGCUGAGGAGGACAUUUAUUCCCAGGAGGACCCUCAGGGCUCCAGUGGGGGGCCACACCAGCAGGAACCUGCAGAUGAACUCAGAGGGAGGAGUCAAACCGGGCCAGGUGCAGCAGAACGUCCCUCAGAGACGCUGAAACCGGCGGGAGCGUCCGACCUGGACAGCGAAGGAGAAGACUUCGCUGUCGCACUGGAGGAUCUGGAAUCCAGAGCGGCUCCUGCAGACGAGGACUGAGACGACCUGACAGGCCUGAAAAACUAACCAGAGGAAGGAGGAGGAGCUCCUCCACCCAUCCUCCCGCUGAGAUGCUCCUCCUGCUGACACUAAAGCCGUGGAGUCGCAGAUCUUCUCAGGAGGAGCUCAUCUGUUUCUUCACGCUGAUGUCCGUACAGAUCUCCUUUUUAACAAACUGCUCCCAUCACAGCGUCUGCAUGUAGAUACGUCAAGCCUUCAACUCCUGCAGGAGAAGCUGGAUCAGCAGAUUUGAACUGUACAGGAUCAGUGCUUUUCCAGCUUCUCGUUUUUACCCAGAAGGCAUGAUGAACCAAUGACAACAAGCAUUUAAUCUGAUUCCUGCGCUGCCCUUUCCUGCAGCACCUGAAUGCAGCGUUUUCUGGUCUCUCCUCCUAAUCCACAUUUAACUUUUGUAAACUCUCUCCUGUAUUCAGCUUGAGCAGAAACAAUGUUGAUCUUAAUAAAUUAUUAACGGCA